This is a messenger RNA of Budorcas taxicolor (takin), 1531 nucleotides long. It is a transcript of the gene ELK4, whose product is annotated as ETS transcription factor ELK4. The transcript is spliced from 5 exons. Gene Ontology annotation, molecular function: DNA-binding transcription factor activity, RNA polymerase II-specific; sequence-specific DNA binding. The coding region runs from base 38 to 1336 and encodes 432 amino acids. The record is from RefSeq and is a predicted model, not a curated record. Gene Ontology annotation, biological process: cell differentiation; regulation of transcription by RNA polymerase II. Gene Ontology annotation, cellular component: nucleus. NCBI's taxonomy places the organism in Eukaryota, Metazoa, Chordata, Mammalia, Artiodactyla, Bovidae.
CCCGGAGGGAGCCCCGCGCGCGGCCUCGCUCAUUGCUAUGGACAGUGCUAUCACCCUGUGGCAGUUCCUCCUUCAGCUCCUAAAGGAGCCUCAGAACGACCACAUGAUCUGCUGGACCUCUAAUAAUGGGGAGUUCAAGCUUUUGCAGGCAGAAGAGGUGGCUCGUCUCUGGGGCAUUCGAAAGAACAAGCCUAAUAUGAAUUAUGACAAACUCAGCCGAGCCCUCAGAUACUACUAUGUGAAGAAUAUCAUUAAAAAAGUGAAUGGUCAGAAGUUUGUGUACAAGUUUGUCUCAUACCCAGAGAUUUUGAACAUGGACCCAAUGACAGUGGGCAGGGUUGAGGGGGAGUGUGAAGCUUUAAGCCUCAGUGAGCUCAGCAGCAGCAGUUCCAAAGAUGUGGAGAAUGGCGGGAAAGAGAAGCCACCGCAGCCUGGUGCCAAGACCUCGAGCCGCAAUGACUACAUACACUCUGGCUUAUAUUCUUCUUUUACUCUCAACUCUUUGAACUCCUCCAAUAGGAAGCUUUUCAAAUCUAUAAAGGUUGAGAAUCCAGCUGAGAAAUUGGCAGAGAAAAAGUCUCCUCAGGAGCCAACUCCAUCUGUUAUCAAAUUUGUAACAACACCUUCUAAAAAGCCGCCAGUUGAACCUCCUGCUGCCUCCAUUUCAGCUGGCCCGGGUAUUUCUCCAUCUUCAGAAGAAACUAUCCAAGCAUUGGAGACUUUGGCUUCCCCCAGACUGCCUUCCCUGGAAGCACCAGCUUCUGCAUCGGCAGUGACUGCCCCUUUUACCACCACACCUCCUGUUUCGUCCAUGUCCCCUCUGCAGGAGCCUCCUAGAACUCCUUCACCACCGCUGAGUUCCAACCCAGACAUGGACACGGACAUGGAAUCAGUGGCUUCUCAGCCAAUGCAGCUUCCAGAGAACUUGUCCUUGGAGCCUAAAGACCAGGAUUCAGCUUUGCUAGAAAAGGACAAAACAAAUAAUUCAUCGAGGUCCAAGAAACCCAAAGGGUUAGAGCUGGCACCGGCCCUUGUGAUCACGGGCAGUGAUCCAAGCCCACUGGGAAUAUUAAGCCCAUCUCUCCCUACAGCUUCUCUUACGCCAGCGCUUUUUUCACAGACACCCAUCUUACUGACUCCAAGCCCCUUGCUCUCCAGUAUCCACUUUUGGAGUACUCUCAGCCCUGUUGCUCCCCUGAGUCCAGCCAGACUACAAGGUGCUAACACACUUUUUCAGUUUCCUUCUGUGCUGAACAGUCAUGGGCCGUUCACUCUGUCUGGCCUGGAUGGACCUUCUACCCCUGGCCCAUUUUCCCCAGAUCUACAGAAAACAUAACCUAUGCACUUGUGGAACGAGAGAAUCAAGGAAUAAGGAAAGAGAAAGACAUUCAAGUGAGGGAUUGAUACUUCACGAUGCUGAUAAUAGACUGUUAUGAUUUCUGCCGUUCCCCAUUAAAAUGCUUUUUAGGAUUCCCUUUGAAUAGGACUCAAGCUAGACUGUGUAUAAAAAUGCCUUAAUUGGAGUCCAAAC